AUGGCCAUCGCGAGCAUCAGCGACCACUCACUGCCGCUGCGCACCCUCAACGACGCCAGCAAGCUCAGGAACGUUGGUCCCGCCAUCCAGCGCCAGCUCAAGGCGUUCUUCGCCACCCACAAGCCCGCCGCCCGCCCCCGCACACCCACCCCGCCCGCCAAUAGCGUGCCGCCAGCUGGCAUCGACCCGGGCAUGGCGGUGGGCGGAGGGGCGCUGGACAUGGGUCCCGUGGGAGGUGAUGACGUGGCACAUGCAAUGGACCAAUCAGCAGCGCCCGUGCCGGACUCCAUCCCGCGCAAGCCGCCCAAAUACUCCCCCAAGCGCGGCUCUGCCGCCUUCGCCAUCCUCGUCACCCUCCUGCUGGAGAAGGUGAAGGGGCGGCAGGCGGUGCCAGUGGCGGAGCUCAUGGCCGCCUCCAGGGACGAAUCCCUGCUCGCCUCCGUCAUCAGGUUCACGGUGCCCGCGGACGACCGCAGCUGGGGGGGGGCGCCGCUGCAGCAGUUUGCAUGCGGGUGGAGCAGCAUGGAGACGCUCGCCAAGCACCACCUCGUCGUCAAGACCGCCCACCCGCCCAGCUAUGCGCUGUCAGAGGAGGGCCACGGCGUGGCGGUGGACUGCCUGCGCCGCUCCAAGAUGCCUCUGCCGCCCGCUGCUGCUGCCCUGCUGCCAGCAGCGGCGGACAGCGGAGGUGCACCAGUGGGCAGACAG
Molecule: messenger RNA, 708 nt
Organism: Closterium sp. Naga37s-1
Lineage: Eukaryota; Viridiplantae; Streptophyta; Zygnematophyceae; Desmidiales; Closteriaceae
Source: the annotation of a GenBank genome assembly